Messenger RNA from Xiphophorus couchianus (Monterrey platyfish), 1068 nucleotides. RefSeq names its product olfactory receptor 52E4-like. Bases 103 to 1068 code for a protein of 321 amino acids. NCBI's taxonomy places the organism in Eukaryota, Metazoa, Chordata, Actinopteri, Cyprinodontiformes, Poeciliidae. The record is from RefSeq and is a predicted model, not a curated record. The transcript has 3 exons. Gene Ontology annotation, molecular function: G protein-coupled receptor activity; olfactory receptor activity; odorant binding. Gene Ontology annotation, cellular component: membrane. Gene Ontology annotation, biological process: detection of chemical stimulus involved in sensory perception of smell; G protein-coupled receptor signaling pathway.
UUUGUUAUCACUUUAAUAUUGUUGUUUCCUUUGAUUCUGCAGGAAUAACCUGAUCCGGAUGGUGUCAUCUUUCGGAUUUUUGACAGGCUCGUGCUCGUUUGGAUGGAGAACCUGACAUUCACUCCUCUCACUCAGCCGAUUGUGUUUGAACUGGAGGGCUUCGACGUUCCACCAGGACAUGGUCCGCUCUUCUUCUUCUUGGCCCUGUUUGCCUACAUGGUGGUGCUGCUGGGGAACGGUGUGGUGAUCUGUGUCAUCAUGACGGACCGGAGCCUGCACAGACCCAUGUUUGUGAUGAUCUGCCACCUGGUGGUCUGUGACCUGCUGGGCGCCACGGCGGUGCUUCCUCGCCUCAUGAUGCACUUCCUGAUGGGGCAGAAGAAGAUCAGCUACCUCCCAGCUAUUGCUCAGGGUUUCUGUGUUCACACGUACGGCGUUGCAAUGCAGACCAUUCUGGGAGUGAUGGCUAUUGACAGGUAUGUGGCAGUGUGUGAGCCUCUCAGGUAUCUCUCCAUCAUGACUUCGGCUCGGCUGCACAGCUGCUGCGCUGUGGCCUGGAUCGUUGCUCUGCUGCUCAUCGCUGUGCUCUUCUCCUUCCACAUGAACGUCCCGCUGUGCGGAAAUCUAGUCCAACAUGUCUACUGCAGCAACCGGGGCAUCCUGAACCUGGCCUGCAUUCCCACGCCUGCCAACAACAUCUACGGUCUGGCCAUGACCUGGUCUGUGAGCACCGGGGUGUUUGUCAUCAUUGCUUUUUCCUACAUCAGAAUCCUGAGUGCCUCCUUUAAACGGCAGAGGAGCAACAGCAGCGUUCACAGGAAGGCCUUGCAGACCUGUGUGCCUCAUCUCGUUGUGUAUGUGCUCUAUCAGAUAGCCUCAGUUAUCAUCAUUGUCAGUCUCAGGUUCCCCUCUGUCUCCCAGAACAUCAGGAAGUUCUUUAGCAUCCUCUUCAUCAUAGUUCCACCAGCUCUCAACCCCAUCAUCUACGGUCUGGUCAGCAAAGACUUACGAUCCGGCGUUACGAAGCUUUUCUCCUUGCAAGUCAUGAGAGUGUGUCACAAGGAGUGA